CUCCCUCGUCCCCCCGAUCCACUCGGCACUGCUUUUUCCUUCCUAUUGCGCUUGGUUAUUUAUCUCCAACACACACAUCACACCACUCUCCUCCCUUUCUUCUCCAUUCUUCCAUCUUUCUUCAUUUUUGGGGAUUCUGAACACGGUCCAUCUAUCUCGUUUGGAUUUUUCUCCAUCUCCCUACACCGAUCAUCAUGCUGUCUACCCUCCGAGUUGCCAGCCGCACGGCUGCUUCGCGUGACGCUACCCUGCGCACCGUCGCCGCUGGUGCCAGAUAUGCCUCUGCGUGGUCCAAGGUCCCCCAGGGCCCUCCGGAUGCCAUUCUGGGUAUCACCGAGGCCUUCAAGGCCGAUUCUUUCAAGGAGAAGAUCAACCUGGGUGUUGGCGCGUACCGUGAUGAUCAGGGCAAGCCCUUCGUUUUGCCCUCCGUGCGCGCCGCCGAGGACAAGGUCGUUGCCUCCCGCAGCGACAAGGAAUAUGCCGGCAUCACUGGUAUCCCUACCUUCACUAGCGCCGCUGCUGAGCUCGCCUAUGGCAAGGACUCUGCCGUCAUCAAGGACGGCCGUCUGGUCAUCACCCAGACCAUCUCCGGUACCGGUGCCCUGAGAAUCGGCGGUGCUUUCCUGCAGCGCUUCUACCCCCACGCGAAGAAGGUUUACCUGCCCAACCCCAGCUGGGCCAACCACAACGCCGUCUUCAAGGACUCCGGCCUGGAGGUCGAGAAGUACCGCUACUACAACAAGGACACCAUCGGCCUGGACUUUGAGGGCCUGAUCGCCGACAUCAAGGCCGCCCCCGAUAACAGCAUCAUCCUGCUGCACGCCUGUGCUCACAACCCCACCGGUGUCGAUCCCACCCAGGACCAGUGGCGCCAGAUCAGCGACGUCAUGAAGCAGAAGGGUCACUUUGCCUUCUUCGACAUGGCCUACCAGGGCUUCGCCAGCGGCAACGCCGACCAGGACGCUUUCGCGCCCCGUCACUUCGUCAAGGAGGGCCACAACAUCGCUCUGUGCCAGAGCUUCGCCAAGAACAUGGGUCUCUACGGUGAGCGUGUCGGUGCCUUCUCCCUCGUCUGCGAGUCGGCCGAGGAGAAGAAGCGCGUGGACUCGCAGAUCAAGAUCCUCAUCCGUCCCUUCUACUCCAACCCUCCCAUCCACGGUGCCCGCGUCGCCUCCACCAUCAUGAACGACGCCGAGCUCAACCAGCAGUGGCUGGGUGAGGUCAAGGGCAUGGCCGACCGCAUCAUCGAGAUGCGCGCCCUGCUCCGCAAGAACCUGGAGCAGCUGGGCAGCAAGCACGACUGGUCCCACAUCACCAGCCAGAUCGGCAUGUUCGCCUACACCGGUCUUAAGCCCGAGCAGAUGGACGUCCUGGCCAAGGAGCACUCCGUCUACGCCACCAAGGACGGCCGUAUCUCCGUGGCCGGCAUCACCAGCGGCAACGUCGGCCGCCUGGCUGAGUCGAUCUUCAAGGUGGUCGGUUAAAUGGAGAAGUGAAGUUGAUUUCGGUCCGACAUUCGCGAGAACCCUUGCGAAUGAAAUGAACAAAAGUGUCUUUCGAUACAUAGAUCUAGAUCUAUCAGGGUUCGGCCCUCUGUACUGAUAUCCGUGUCUGUUACAUUAGCAUUUUGAGCAUUACUUUGAAUGAUCUUUACGAG
This is a messenger RNA of Aspergillus campestris IBT 28561, 1657 nucleotides long. RefSeq names its product putative aspartate aminotransferase. Lineage: Eukaryota; Fungi; Ascomycota; Eurotiomycetes; Eurotiales; Aspergillaceae. Bases 195 to 1484 code for a protein of 429 amino acids. The transcript has 6 exons. The record is from RefSeq and is a predicted model, not a curated record. Gene Ontology annotation, cellular component: mitochondrion. Gene Ontology annotation, molecular function: L-aspartate:2-oxoglutarate transaminase activity; pyridoxal phosphate binding. Gene Ontology annotation, biological process: L-aspartate catabolic process; biosynthetic process.